UGGUCACCAUUAGAAACUCACAUCUUCACACUCUCCUCUUAAGCUCUAGUAUAGUUUGUAUUUGCAUGCAAAACAUAAAAACUUGCUACUACUACAAGAGUUUAAGAUGACUUCCAAAACCGUUUCCUCCCUUGCUCUUUUCCUCACAUUCAACAUUCUCUUCUUUACACUUGUCUCUUCUUGUGGAACUUGUGGUCCAAAUUACCCAAGCCCAAACCCAAAGCACAAGCCAAAGCAUAAGCCAAGCCCAAACCCUUCCGGCGGCUCGAGUCCCUCAGGUGGCUCGAGUCCCUCCGGAGGCUCGAGUCCUUAUGGUGGCUCGAGUCCUUCUGGUGGCGGCACGGUUACCACGUGCCCACGUGACGCACUAAAACUUGGGGUAUGUGCCAAUGUCCUAAAUGGAUUGUUGAAUGUAACUUUAGGUCAACCACCAGUUACCCCUUGUUGCUCACUCUUACAAGGCCUAGUUGAUCUAGAGGCUGCAGUUUGUCUUUGCACUGCCCUUAAAGCUAACAUUUUAGGGAUAAAUCUCAACCUUCCUAUCUCACUUAGCUUGCUUCUCAAUGUUUGUUCAAGACAAGCUCCACGUGACUUCCAAUGCCCUUAAAUUCGUCAUGCACGCGCGGCGAGUGCACAUUAUAUAUCAACCUAUUUAAUUUUGCUUCUUAAUUAUUUGUUUGCUUCUUCAUUGAAUACGUGCAUGGAUGGUUAACUUCUUGUUAUUCCGUUUGAUUUGGUGUUUGUUUAAUUUAUCUUGCUCAGAUUCUCAUGAUAAAUGUAUCCCAUUUGCUAGGGGAAAAAGAUUAAUAACUAGUGCUCUUUUUUUCGUUGAGAAAUGAUUAUUUUUGCUUUUA
This is a messenger RNA of Cicer arietinum (chickpea), 854 nucleotides long. Its product is annotated as 14 kDa proline-rich protein DC2.15-like. NCBI's taxonomy places the organism in Eukaryota, Viridiplantae, Streptophyta, Magnoliopsida, Fabales, Fabaceae. The record is from RefSeq and is a predicted model, not a curated record.